AUGUCACACCCAAGGGUAGAAGAAGUGUCGGACAGCGACGACAACAACUCGGACCCCUCAGAGGCCGACAUUGACGAGUUCGACGACGCCGACAUCAUCCAGCGCAUCAACCCGCAGCAACAAAGACCCGCCACCCAGACCCUCCCGAGCAGACCAGCAGCAGCACCGCAUCACCUCGCCCAACAACAACAACAACAACAACAACAACAACAACAUGUCAGCGACGCCUCGCAGUUCGCCGACUUUCAGUGCCUGUACCCGGUUUACUUUGACGCGACGCGGACGCGCGCCGAGGGCCGGCGCGUGAAGCGGUCCGAGGCGGUGCGGAACCCGCUGGCGCGCGAGAUCGCCCAGGCCUGCGGCAACCUGCAGCUACAGGCGCUGUUCGAGCCGACCAAGACGCACCCGCGCGACUGGGCCAACCCGGGCCGCGUCAAGGUCAAGGUCAAGGGGUCGGGGAACCCGCACGUCAAGAACAAGCACCAUCUGUAUCUGCUGGUCGCCAAGCACCUGCGCGAGAACCCGGCCACCGAGAACUGCCGCGCCCUCAGGUCCGUCGCCGUCCCCGGCUUGCAGAUGCCCGAGGCCGGCAAGCCGUGGCCCAAGCCUGCCGUGCCCAGGGGCUGGAAGCUCGGCGAGCUGGUGCCGCACUACAGUCCCGCCGUCACCGGUGGUGGCGUCACCGAGAACUUUUUGCAGGACAUGAUGAAGGAUAUGCAGGGCCUGGGUGGGCCGGGAGGCGCCGGCGACAUGGCGAGCAUGUUGGCUGCUGCGGCGGGUCAGGGAGCCGGUUCAAGUGGGAGUGGUCCUAGCGAGGAGAAGAAGGCAAAGAAAAAGGGAAAGAAGUGA
This is a messenger RNA of Pyricularia pennisetigena, 849 nucleotides long. RefSeq lists its product as uncharacterized. The record is from RefSeq and is a predicted model, not a curated record. Gene Ontology annotation, biological process: SRP-dependent cotranslational protein targeting to membrane, signal sequence recognition; SRP-dependent cotranslational protein targeting to membrane. Gene Ontology annotation, cellular component: signal recognition particle, endoplasmic reticulum targeting. The transcript has a single exon. The coding region runs from base 1 to 849 and encodes 282 amino acids. Gene Ontology annotation, molecular function: 7S RNA binding. NCBI's taxonomy places the organism in Eukaryota, Fungi, Ascomycota, Sordariomycetes, Magnaporthales, Pyriculariaceae.